AAAACCGUCAUCUCUUACAACCCUAGCCACGCGACGUAUCAAAUUAUUUUUCAGGCUAGGGUUUCGUGGAUUGCUUAUCCAAUAUUCAACAAUGGCUGAUGUCGAUCCUGAGAUUGCUGCUGGACAGCCAAAGAAGAGAACGUUCAAGAAGUUCAGUUACAGGGGCGUUGAUUUAGAUGCUCUUCUUGAUAUGUCCACAGAUGAACUAGUCAAGCACUUCAAUGCUCGACAGAGGAGAAGGUUCCAGAGAGGUCUGAAGCGAAAGCCGAUGGCUUUGAUCAAGAAGCUUCGAAAAUCGAAACGUGAGGCACCACCAGGUGAGAAGCCAGAGCUUGUAAAAACCCAUCUGCGAAACAUGAUCAUUGUACCUGAGAUGAUAGGUAGUGUAAUUGGAGUUUACAAUGGGAAGACCUUCAACCAAAUUGAGAUUAAGCCUGAAAUGAUUGGUCACUAUUUGGCUGAGUUCUCGAUCUCGUAUAAACCUGUUAAGCAUGGAAGGCCUGGUAUUGGUGCUACCCAUUCUUCAAGGUUCAUUCCUCUCAAGUGAAGUGGUUUUACUAUAUUCUACUUGAGGUGGAUUUCAUUGCUCAUGUUUUUUUAAUAGUAUUUGCUAUAAUAUUAGAAUCACAAACACUUUUAGACCCUUCAAGGUUUUGGUUGUUUAUCUUUAUUGUUAAAGAUUAUUUCAUGUUUUUAUCUUAUUUGUGAGGACAUAUAAUUUUGUUGACUAGAUUGCUCUUUGAUGUGAUAAGUUCAAGGUUUCUUGAUAUCUUUUUUAUAUAGAAGAGUUUUGAUGGUUAA
Molecule: messenger RNA, 801 nt
Organism: Impatiens glandulifera
Lineage: Eukaryota; Viridiplantae; Streptophyta; Magnoliopsida; Ericales; Balsaminaceae
Product: 40S ribosomal protein S15-like
Exons: 4
Coding region: 92-547 (151 amino acids)
Biological process (GO): ribosomal small subunit assembly; translation
Cellular component (GO): ribosome; cytosolic small ribosomal subunit
Molecular function (GO): RNA binding; structural constituent of ribosome
Source: RefSeq, a predicted model, not a curated record